AUGUCUACCUACACCGCCCAUCCCUACGCAGCAAACCAACAGUAUGCCUAUGGCUACCAGGAUCCAUACCAUGGUCAGCAGCAGCAGCAGGCACAGUCUGCAUAUUAUCAACAGCAACAGGCCGCAUACUACCAGCAGCAGCCAAAGCUCCAGCCCGUCGGCCAGCCCUUCCCCGCACUCAACGCUGGCUCCACCCCCGGCCCCGGCGCCUACACCCCGCUCCCCCAACAGGCCGCCGCCGUCCGGCCCAUCACGCCCGUCCAAGCCCAGCCUGUCCAGCGCCGGCACACCUCCUCCGACCACGGACGUCACCACCAGAGCUCCACAAACCGCCAUGCCUCGACGUCCUCCAGCCACCACAGGGCAUCGUCACAGCAGGCCCGCCCCCUCCGCUCCGCGAUGAAGCCCCCGAAGCCACCCAAAUCGCACGCCCACGGGGAACCCAUAUCGGCCUACCCAGCCCUGGCGCCUACCAAGGAGACCAUCGCGCCUCUGCAGAAGGUGCCCACACUACAGCGAGCCCGAUCUAGAGACACCGAACGGCCACGGCUGGACUCGAUGCGCUCACGGACAGGCUCGUCUGCAGCCGCAGCCGCGAGAUUCGAGAUGAUACCGAGCCAACUAGCACAUUUGUUUGUGACGAUCAAGUCCCCCGACGUGCUCGAAGUGCAAAACAUCACAUCCGCCGAGCUCGGUAUGCAUAUCGAGAAUCUGUGCAAGUACUGGCAUCGGACGGCGAAUGUGGAGAGAGAUAGCUAUUCUCUGCGUGCGAAGUUCGUCGGGCGGCCCUUCGCGUCUACCGGUCCGGAUUUGAUACAAGCGCAAAAUAUGAUCAUUGGCCUGUUCAAGUUAUUAUCAGCCUAUGGUUAUCUCGCCUUGACGUCUGUACAUACAAACGCCGGCUCUACCGCGCCUCGUCUGGUGUUCCAGCGAGAUCAUCCGGAUCCUACGUGCGAGUUCCUGGCCAUGUGCAUGGACCCUCACGGCAUGACCUUCGUUGGCGCGCCAGACGAGAUUGUCCAAAACCUCACCUUGCAUCUCAACGGCAUAUUUCGCAAGGCAUUUGAAGAUAUCAAUAAUGGCGACGGCUCGUACAGUAUUCGCCGACGAGAAGAUGCCCCAUCGCUGCAGCCUGGGCUCAGUUCGCCGGAGGGCCGAAGCCUGGUCUUCUCCGUCAUCUUGAAGUUCAUGAACGACGAGUACUUCAAGCUGGAUGCCAGUAUCGCGUUCGGGCGAACGGGCCUUUUCGGACUCGGCCCGCGCAAAGAGGCGUGGAUCUUCAAGACCUCGCCACGUUGGGUGCACGCCAGAACCGAAACGCAGUAA
This is a messenger RNA of Peniophora sp. CBMAI 1063, 1326 nucleotides long. The record is from the annotation of a GenBank genome assembly. Lineage: Eukaryota; Fungi; Basidiomycota; Agaricomycetes; Russulales; Peniophoraceae.